CCACCGUCCUCCACGGCAUCUCUGGUUGCUCGCCCGCUCUCUUCGCACCGUCGCAGGCGACGACCUCAAGCACCAUGCCCCGUCCCCGCUCCCUCCGCUCCCAGGCGCUGUCGCCGAAGCGAGAGAUCUCUCGGCCGUCGUCCCCCACUUUCUCCGAGGCCACCAAUGCUUCUGUUCUCGAUUUCGGGCCAGACGGUCCCUCGAAGAUUAUCACCAGAGCGCACCUCAAGAACAGUAUACAGGCGUAUGAAGACCUGGUCAACAAGUGCGCGGCUUAUCGCGGUGCACUCUUGACGGUGUCUCGGGCGACGGCUGGGUUCGCGGACGCUAUGGGCUCAUGUGCGGGGUUGAAGGGCCCCACGUACGAAUCUGGAACACGGAUGCAAGCCGCAUCUGGCUUGCACCAUCUCAUGAGUAACCAUUUCCAUGUACUGGCCGAGACCCUCGACAAGCAGUUUGAGAAGCCAUUGCGACAGCAUCUCGAGAACUACCGCACUGUUGUCACUGAACGGUCCAAUACCUAUGAGAGGGCGCUCCGUGACAGAAGCAACAUUAUUCGGGAGACGGAGAUGGGAAAUCUCAAGAAGAAGGGCCGAAACCUCCAGACGUUUAGGGAAGCACUAGCCGUCCUGCAGCGACAAGUCGACGAACUGGAUGACCUCAAAGCUCAGCACUACGAGGAGAUCAUCGAUCACGAAGAGGAGGUUUGGGACUUCGUUCAAGGCAAGGUUUGCCUCGCCGUUCGCUCUACUAUGGACGUGUUCGACAGGUUAACGAGCAAAGCUUCUGACCCUGUCAUCGAACCGAUGCUACAGACCAUCCCAGACCCGUUCGAUUCCUACGGCCCUCCUCCAGCCGAGGACCAAAUAUUCACCAUCCUGCAACCCCUCUCUGUCAUCGCCAACGCGCCAUCCACAUCAUCAACCGCCAGUCCUCUGACUGCAUCCACGCCCGAUUUAGAGAGUAGCGAUGGUCCAUCGAACAACAACUCCUGGGUACCAACAUCAGGUGGCUUCUUUCCCGAUGCUAGUGCUGCAUGGGCAGACGUAGCCUCGCCGGCUACAUCGCCACCCCGCUCACGCACAACCUCCAAUCCCGUCUCCCCAGCACGCUCUGCCUCCCCCCAAGCCGUUGAUACGACUGUAGGCGCAUCUCCACCAUCGCACGGCCGUAGACACUCCUACCCUGCAACCGCCUCUGGGUCAUCCUCGCAACUUACCCGCAAGUCCGAGUCGAAGCUGCGUAGCGUUCUCUCCGUCAUCGACGAGAGCCUUCCGCAGUCCAAUGGCCAGAUAGAGGAGCCUCCAGAUAUGGGCGAGGCUGACUUGCCUGGCAACCGCCCUGCCUCUCCGACGCUCAACGGCAAAGGCAGGGCAGACGCUGAUUCGCAAUGGGCGACGUUCAGCUUCCCGCACGCAUACUCAUCGAGCACAAGUAGCGAUGUCACACCGCGCAACUCAACAUUCAUCAACGGUAUUUCGCCCUCGGUAACACCGCAAGGCGGUGGGACUCCCCAUGUCGAACGAAGUCGUAGUCCACUAUCUGACGAGACGGCUAUACCCAUCACGACGUAAUGACCGCACGUUACUUCUCUGGCUUCGGCGCAACCUCAAACCGCGGACUGUUUAUGCUACGAUUAUUAUGAUCUACUAUCGGUCUUAGUGU
Rhodofomes roseus is the source of this 1665-nucleotide messenger RNA. RefSeq lists its product as uncharacterized. The transcript has 7 exons. Gene Ontology annotation, molecular function: phospholipid binding. Gene Ontology annotation, biological process: vacuole fusion, non-autophagic. The record is from RefSeq and is a predicted model, not a curated record. NCBI's taxonomy places the organism in Eukaryota, Fungi, Basidiomycota, Agaricomycetes, Polyporales, Fomitopsidaceae. Gene Ontology annotation, cellular component: fungal-type vacuole membrane. Bases 75 to 1574 code for a protein of 499 amino acids.